AAUGCAGAAGUAACAGCACAUCAAGUAUGUUCCCCAACUGGCGGUGAGUAUAACCAGAUGUGUUUCAAGAACACAGGCCAAAAAAUGACUCAUUCCCUCAAAAAUGGGAAUGAACAUUUCACUACAAUUCAUGCUUCAGACUUCAACUGAAGACAUUACCAGAAGACUUCUCUUACCAAGGACAAUCAAAACUCAAGACUUGUUGAUCCAAGAUGGUGGUGCAUUUGACGUACAUGGAUCUGCUGAAAUACAUAUAUUUAUUUACAUAUCUAUGGCUGGCAACCCCGGCUGCACCAGAUACACAGGAACUGUCAGCUCAAGACGCCAGAAAAAAAACAUUCAAAGGACAUGCAGAGACUCCAGACAUGGACACAGAUCACAUUGAAGUGGCAGCCCUGGGAAGACCUCUUUUCCCUGGUAUGCUUUAUGACUGCCGUAAGGAUUCCUUCAUUCCAGGUAUUACUCUGUGGGAUAAGAAAUCAUUGAAGAAUGAUUUGGACACCCAUCCACAGCCCCAGACAGAUUUGAAGUUCAGUAGCUCUGACUCUCUCUCUGAUAAGUCCAGUCUCAUGGAUAUAAGUGCUUCCCUGAAGGUCAGUUUCUUGGGAGGGCUGGUGGAGGUGAGAGGAUCUGCCAAGUACCUGCAUGACACCAAAUCCUCAAACCAACAGUCCAGAGUUACAAUUUAUUACCGUGAGACCACAAGAUUUGAACAACUCACUAUGACUCAGCUGGGUAAUAUCACCUACCCUGAGGUAUUUGACCAGAAAACUGCAACUCAUGUGGUCACAGCUGUACUGUAUGGAGCUCAGGCCUUCAUGGUGUUUGAUCGGACAUUUUCAAAAGAGGAAAAAGAGCAGGAUAUUGAGGGUGAACUGAAUGUAAUGGUCAAGAAUAUCCCUGAAUAUUCUAUUGAGGGAAAAGGAUCUGUAAACAUGACAGAUAAUGAUAAGAAAAUAGCUGAGAAUAUUGCCUGCACAUUUCAUGGUGACAUCCAUCUUGAGCAAAACCCCACCACAUACAUGGAUGCCUUGGAUUUGUACAAGCAGCUCCCCACUCUGCUGAAGGAGAAUCCACAGAAUGCAGUUCCAGUAAAAGUCUGGCUUUUUCCUCUUCAUCUACUGAAUACAAAAGCAGCUCAGUUAGUGAGAGAAAUCAGCACAAGUCUGGUUUCCAACACUGAAGAUAUAAUGAAGGUACUGGAUGAGGCAGAGAGAACAUCCAAUGACCUCUUAAAAAAUACUCUGGUAAAUGUUUUCAGGGACCUCAAAGAAAGGCUACUGUCAUUUCAGGAUUCAUUUAGAACUUACAAAACAGUCCUUCAGAAAGCUGUCAGCAGGGUCUUGCCUGCUAUUCGAGGAGAAGAAGGAAUGAAGGAGAAGUCACUAGAAGACAUCCUGAAGAUUCACUAUGAAUCCCCUUUUAAUGCUGGCAAGCUUAACCAGUGGUUAGAUGAUGCAAAUUCUGAACUUAACAUCUUGAGUUCUUCCAUUGAGAAACUGGAGGGAAUCAAAAUUGAAAACUCAGACGGUCUCAACACCAUCCUACUUGAUCCCGAUAUUGAUGUUGUGGUGUGCUUUACCUUCACAUCUCUGAAUGAAGACCCGUAUGUUUCAGCCCUGAAGGAGUUUCUGAAAUCUGACAAGUUUAAAGAGCUUGAUAAGAAUGAGACCUUGUUUUCUGUGGCGUCUGGAGGAAAGUGGAUCAAUGAUCCUGAUGUCAUUAAAAAGAUGAGAGAUAACUUAUCUAAUUUCAGAGGUUUUUCAGAGGCCAAUAAAGAUGAAAAGAAAAUCAGGUUCAUUAUGUCUGUAAUCUCCAAUCCCUCUAAUAAAGGCUCCUCCAUCUAUCUGUAUGAAAAAGGAAAACUGAAGGACACACAGUUCCAGCCCGUGACCAAACCGCCCCCACCAAUAGUGAAGGGUGUCCAGUCCAACACUGUGUCCCUGAAACUGCAGAAAUCUCCAACCGGAGAAACAGUGAAGUACAGAGUGGAGUACAAGCAAGAAAAAAAUCAGUGGCUUUUCUUAAACACACCUGAUGAAGACUUUACUCUGACUGGACUGGUGUCUGGAAAGCAGUACUUGAUACGCUACAGGAUAGUGGGUAUAGUGGGAGUGAGUGAAGCCAGUGACACUGUUAGCUCUAUGCCAUCCUCAGUUCAACCUAAAACAAUACCUGACAGGUGCUGGUGUCUGGAGACUAAGAAAUAUGUCAGAAAGGAAACUGUUGAAGAGUUCUCCAUUUUCCCUAUAAGACCACGCUGUAACAACGUAGAAAUCAUACUGACACUAAAACCUGUGAAUAAUUUCAUCCAGCGCUGCUUGAAUCCAAAUUCAGCGCAAGGCAAGAACCUGCAGACUUGCUGGAAGAGGAACAUCAAUAACACCUCCACUUUUAAGAUGUCCAAUUGCCAAUUACCUAAUCCAUGAAUGAAAGUGCAGAAGAUCAAGGGAGGACUGAUUGAGUUGAAACACUACAAGUGGAAUUCCAUUCUGUCACAUGACCCAACACUGCCAAUCAGAAUCCUGGGAUCUGAGUGUUGGCCUCAUGCAGCUAAUGGGAAAUCACAGAAG
Molecule: messenger RNA, 2573 nt
Organism: Megalobrama amblycephala (Wuchang bream)
Lineage: Eukaryota; Metazoa; Chordata; Actinopteri; Cypriniformes; Xenocyprididae
Product: cytolytic toxin-alpha-like
Exons: 8
Coding region: 213-2429 (738 amino acids)
Biological process (GO): immune response
Cellular component (GO): extracellular region
Molecular function (GO): chemokine activity
Source: RefSeq, a predicted model, not a curated record